AUGUUCAACGGACAGAAUCCGCCAGGAGGCGGUGGAAAUCCGCCUCAACAACCUCCGAACAAUCCGAAUUUGCAACUCUUAACUCCGCAACUUCAGGAAGCGCUCGCAGCUAUCACGAACCCACAAAAUCAAGCUCAAUUGUUGGGAUUAUUGCUAGGGCUACCACAGCAACAACGGCAACAACCGCAGCCUCAACAGCUCCCGCACGAACAAUUACAACAAAUAGUUCGUCUGCAACAGCAACAGCAACAAGAGUUGCUGCUUCAACAGGAGCAGCGGAAUCAACAGCAGCAACAAUUACAGCAACAGCAAAUACAACAACAACAACAACAACAACUACAACAAAUAUUAGCACUCCAACAGCAACAGGAGUUGUUGAGACGACUCGGUGCUGUUGCUCAAAAUCAGCAACUAAAUCCGCUGUUGGCUCAACAAAUCGCUCAACAACAUGUUGCGAACAUUCCUGCUCCUCCUGCGACCCCAAUCGUUCCACCGGCCCCACUAUCUGCGCAACCGUCUGCACAACAGUCUCCGGCUCAGCGGGUUCAUGUUGUCAACUCUCCUGGAAUUCUUCAAGCUUCGAAUCAAGUUAUGAAUUUCAUCAAUCAAGAAGAAAAUCGAGUUCAACAGCCUCAACAGCCUCCGGCGCCACAAUUGGUUCAACCUCAAGCCCAGCGUCCACAAAUUGCCACGCAUAGUAAUAUUCAAAUUCCGGUGGUUCGGGUUCAAAAUAACAGUGCACAGGUUGUUGCUCCUCAAGUUCAUCGGCCUCAACCUCCACCACAGCCACGGCCACGUCAUCAACCACAGAAUCUACCACAUCAUCAAGUACAACAUCAACCCCAGCCCCAACCACAACGUCAACCUCAGCCUCAAUCACUUCAUCAACCCCUGCCCCCAACACAGCGGCAACCUCAACCCCCACCACAACAUCAACCGCAACCUCAACCACUUCAUCGACCCCAGCCUCAACCACAGCAUCGAUUCCAGCCUCACCCACCGCAGGAACCUCUUCAGCAGCGUCAUCAGCAGCUACAUCAGCAACCACGUCAGCAACCACACCAGCAACUUAUACAGAUUCGUCCUGCUCCCCCGCCGCCGCUGCCUCAACAAGUACAUCCCCAGCAACAGCUACAUGUGCAACAACAGCAAGUCGAGGUUCCAAGAGAACCAGAACGUCUAUCAUCAUCUCCUCCUCCACGUGCUGCACCACCAGUUCGAGCUCGUCGAGGCCGCGGAAGAGGGCAAAGACGGCAAGUGGAACCAGAUAACGGCCCACCGCGUGUCGAUGAGGCUCUCUCUUAUCUGAGAAUUAUUAAAGAAACUUUUGUUAAUCGCGUUCCGGUCUAUCACCGCUUUCUUGAUAUUAUGAAGAACUUCAGAGCUCAAAGAAUCGAAACUUCAGAAGUCGUCGAACAAGUUGCCGCGCUUCUAUAUGAUUCUCCGAAUCUAGUGCUCGGUUUUAACACUUUUCUGCCUACUGGAUACAAAAUUGCAAUGUUAGAUGGUACAAAGUACACAUUCACGACGCCGGAUAAUCAGACAAGAAUCCUUCUAUCGCCACAAGAACGCCGACAGCAGAGAAUGGACGCUGGUGGUCCCGAAGAAGAUGAAAUACCGCUUCCACCUUUGGAAGAUCCAGCUGAUGAAAUGGAUGAAUUGCAAGAUGGAAACCCCAGCGAUGAGAGCAACGAAGCGGGCGUCGAGGAAGAUGAAGAGCAGAUUGAGCUACCUCUGAUGGAAGAAGUAAUCGUCGAUAGAGGACAAGCUGAAGAGCCGGAGGAGGAGGAAGUGGACGAAAUUCCAGAAGAUGUGUCUGCCCAAACUCUGGAGAUUGUGAGACUUGUCACCGAGGCGUUCUCUGCUCGUCCAGACAGAACCACUAGCUUUUUGACAUUCAUGGAUAUGUAUCUGAGCACCACAAAAUUCUAUAUUCAAAAAAAGAAAGGUCAAAAGAUGGAUGGAGGGGAUGCUAGAGAUGAAGAGAUGCCAGGUCCUGCACCUCCGCCACAACAAGUGAGACCUCCCGUAGAUGAAAAUAUGGAAAUGGAAGAAGAUGAAGAGGCAAGAAGAGGAGGAGCAGCAUCAAGGGAUGAAGAAGUUCUGGAAAAUGCCCAUCAAGAACAUCUGAUUUCGCAUCUUGCUGAAGUAUGUCUUGGUGAACCAGUCCUUCUCGCUACGCUCAUCGACUUCCUUCCAUAUCUGAACACGCUCCUCAAAAAUGGAUCCGAACAAACCGCUGAGAAAAUCCAAUCGAUUCUCCGUUUUAAAGUCGCCGACAACUGUGGCAUUGUUGAACUCGCCGAUCCAGAACGAGUUGAUCAAAAAUUGCUGAAAAAAAUGGAGAGUGCCAAGAUGGGAACUAAAAAGGAAGAGAAACUCGUCCUCACAAAAAUGGACGAAUCAGGCGAAGGAUCCGAAGAGCAGUUGAUGGUGCUCCAGAAGACGUACAGAAUUCUGUACGAGAAGCUCAAAGAGCGCACAACUGCCACUCAAAUCAAACAUCUGAUUACCUUACUCAACAUGUACUUGAAGUUGGAUCUAACCAAAGAACAGUUGGUUCUACAACUUCCGAAAGUGAUGGGAGGCUCAGGAACGCAGGCAGAGAUUAUCAUUCUUCGACUUCUUGGCAUCGACAAAGAUCAAAAACCGGAAAAUGAUCCGGAUGCGGUGACGAGAAAAGACUUGCCUCCUGUGCAACCGAAACGAGGACUUCGCGAUCAGAAACAGCUACAACAGACCCGAACUGUGGAAGCGGCCACUGUUUGCACACUUGGACCAAGUUAUCGUCUGAUGAAGGAUUCCAAAGAGGCUGCAUGCAGUGGAAGAGUCGAACUCGAACCUGAUAUUAAAGAAACACUCAACGAUAAAUGGACUUCAUAUCCGUCGUGGUCUUCAGAAGAUACUGGCAAUCAGGCAAUAAAGAAGUCUAACUUGGAAGAAUUCCAUUUCAGAACUGAGGAUGAGAGAUAUGAGCUUGACAUUAUCGUUGACUCGAAUCGAACUAUCAUGGAAGAGCUCGAAAAAACACUCACCGAUAUCGAAGCCAUGAGUGACGCAGAGAGAAGAGCGUUCCAAUUGAACGACUCUCUCAACUGUACAUCUCGUGCGACAUUCUUGCGAGUGAUGACUAAAAUCUAUACGAAUUCGGUUCCAGAGCUGGUUCAAGCGGCAAAAGAAAAACCAGUAGUUGGCCUGAAAAAGAUUAUCGAAGGUCUUCAAGAGAAGGAUGCAGCAUGGACUCGCUUCCAACAAGAUGCGAACAGGGCGUGGCGCGAUGCGUUGGACAAACAAAUGACCACCUCGUUGAGUCUUAUGAACAAUCAACAGAAGAACUAUGAUCAGAAGGCGUUCAAGUCGAAGCCUCUUGUCAGUGCAAUCGAGCAAAUUUUUGAGGAUAGAAAGAAAAGUGGCGCUGACGAUAAGGAAGCUCAUAUGAGUUUGGAUUACACUCCAGAAGGAAAAGUAUACCAGGAUGUUAACGACGUCACCAGCCACUUUUUCCAGGAUCUCGGAGGCAAAGGAGACAAAGAUCGUACCAAAGUAGUUUUGUUCAGAGUCUUAAUGGAGUGGUUGUGUCGAGAGCAGGACAAUGUGAAGCUCGAUUCGGACGCUGGGGAAGUUUUCAAAUCGAAUCGAGAUUCUAUGGAAGACGACAUGGAUACGCGUCGGACUCGAAGCGAUCGUGUAUCUCCAUUCCCAACAUCAUCUUCUCAAGAAUCCAGCGAAAACGCUGCAGAAAAGUUCACUAAAAGCCUUCACAGGCGAGAACGACGAGUGUUUUAUGGAGAUGACAACGUGUAUCUGGUGAUCAGAUUCUAUCAUAUGAUCCAGGAACGUUUCGCCAAACUUCUCGCCUCUCAAGCUAACUACACCCAAGAGUAUGAUGACAACGCGAAGAAACAGAAGAAGUGGCAGGAAGGAGUCGGCGCCCGCUCUCACGGACGUCUAACACUUUCAGAAUACGUCAAGACGCAACAGGAGGCUGUCGAUGAUAUCAGGAAUGUUCGCGCAUGUCCUUCUGCUUUCUACACAACGGCUCUUCGCGAAUUGAAGCAACUCGGAUCGGCACAGACGGAUAUUGGUGCUUUUGAAGACGCUAUCAAGAACCUGUUCCCUGGAGAUGCAUCUCUAUUCAAUAACAUUGAUAAACUAUUCUCCUCUCUUGCUAAGAAUAUUCAUCAUGCUGCGUGUGCGGAUGAUCCUGAGAACGCUGUGAAGCUCUACUUGAAGUUCCGGAGGCGGUUGAUGGAAGCCAAAAGCAAAGAAGAAAGAGAUAGUGUUGAGGAGGAGUACCUUCAAGCCGCAGAAGAAGUUCUAAGAGGAAGAAAUAAGUAUCGGUUCGAGUUUGUUGAUGAUGGUAACGCGCCACACAUGAACAUCUGGGUUAUGCCGAGAGAGGAGAAGGAGUCUGAAGACGACGAUGAAGAUGAUGAUGGAAAUGAAGGUGGAAAUGAGGAUAAGGAUGAUAACAAGGACAAGAAUGAGGUUGAAGGAGAAGAUGAUCAAGAUCCAACGGGAAAUGAUGAAGCCGAGGAAAACGACGAUGAUGAGGAAGACAAUGAAUCUGACGAAUCGCCAUCUGGAGGAGAAGGUUCUGGAGGGCAAGCUGGAGAUGUUGAAAUGGAGGAUUGA
This is a messenger RNA of Caenorhabditis briggsae, 4635 nucleotides long. It is a transcript of the gene Cbr-sin-3, whose product is annotated as Protein CBR-SIN-3. The record is from RefSeq and is a predicted model, not a curated record. Gene Ontology annotation, cellular component: chromatin. Bases 1 to 4635 code for a protein of 1544 amino acids. NCBI's taxonomy places the organism in Eukaryota, Metazoa, Nematoda, Chromadorea, Rhabditida, Rhabditidae. The transcript has 12 exons. Gene Ontology annotation, biological process: negative regulation of transcription by RNA polymerase II. Gene Ontology annotation, molecular function: transcription corepressor activity.